GGUGACGUCACACGGCGGCGGUCAGCCUAUAAAGGCGGAGGUGCGGGUCCUGCGCCGAUUGACCCGGAUUCAAGCUGUGACGACUGCAUGCGAGACCCCGCUCGACCCCGCUCGACCCCGCAUCCCUUGGUCCGGACACUCCUUGCGGCAGCCUGUGACACCUCGCGUCCCCGAGCCCCACGCCUGAGGGCGACAUGAACGCGCCGGCCCUGCGAGACCUCCGGACCCACGACCGCGACCGCUUCUGGCAGCCCGAACCGGCGCUCCUGCCCCCGGGGUGACGCGCAGCCCGCCGCCCAGACACAUGGCCCCAAGCCCAAGACCCCAGCAUACCCUGCACUGGAGGGAUGCUCACUCCUUCUACCUCCUGUCUCCACUGAUGGGCUUCCUCAGCCGGGCUUGGAGCCGCCUGAGGGGCCCAGAAACCCCAGAGCCCUGGCUGGCAGAAACACUACCAGCAGCAGAGCAGAUAGAAGCUAAGGCGCUGCUGACACCACCCCUUGUCCCUGGGAAUCACCUUCCUCGGGGGGAGGCCGAAGAAACUGGAGCUCCUGAAGAGGGUAAAGCAGCCCAGGGGCCCUGCCUUGAUGUGCAAGCCAGCAGUUCCCCUCCUGAAACUUGGGGACUUUCAGAUGAUGAAUACUGUGAGAAGCGAGAACAGGAUGGCCCUAGAGAGCAGGAGAGAGAACACACAGCCACCCUGCCUGUAUUGCUGCCGCCUAGCCUGCAAGGUGCCGAUAAGAGCCUUGGGGAGGUGGGGGCCGGAGGAGAGGCAGUGACUGAGCUGGCUUAUCCCACUUCACACUGGGAGGGUUGUCCCGCUGAGGAUGAAAAGGAUGGAGAAACUGUGAAGAAGGCUUACCUAAUUCCAAGACACAAGCCCAGCACUUCUGAGUAUUGCCCAGGGGAGGCAGGACAUCAAGCCACGGAGGGAAAAGGAACAGAAGAUAAAGCUGACCCGCCCAGCUCUCCUUUAGGCUCCCACUCCAGAGCCUGCGAGUUCCACUCUGGAGAGGGCUCUAAGCAGGAGGGAGAAGCCAACCCAGAGGCACACGGGGCAGGGCAGGAUCAGCCUUGUCAGAAUGCAGACGCUGAGGAAGAGGGAAACGCUGAGGCUUCAUCUUUGUCUGUCUGUAGUGGGAAGGCCUUCCUGAAGUCCUGGGUGUACUGCCCAGGAGAAGACACCGAGGACGAUGAUAGUGAUUGGGGUUCAGCUGAGGAAGAGGAAGAAGGCCAGACCUUGUCUGCCCCUACCUCUCCUGCACAUGCCUUCCUUAAUACCUGGGUGUGUCGACCAGGAGAGGACACAGAGGAUGAGGAUGACAGUGAUUGGGGGUCAGCUGGAGAAGACAGUAUAGUUGAGACCUGUGCCACCCCCCAUACAAGUGCCUUUCUGAAGACCUGGGUGUACUGCCCAGGAGAGGACACAGAAGAUGACUCGGAGAGUGUGGUUCCAGAUGAUUCAGAAGCAGCUGACCCAGGCAGGAGCCCUUGCCUUCAGGCCCAGGGUUGUCUACCUGGAGAACAGACACAGGGAUGUGUGGAAGCAGACCCCUCUUUCUUCCAGGUGGCCUUCUAUUUACCUGGAGGGAAGCCAGCACCACCUUGGCCUGAACCUAAACUGCCCCUUCGACUUCAAAGGAGACUCAGGUUGUUCAGAACACCCACCCAGGAUCAGGACUCCCAGACUCCUCUACACACCAGAAAGGUGCACUUUUCUGAGAAAGUCACCGUCCAUUUCCUUGCUGUCUGGGCAGGACCAGCCCAGGCUGCCCGCCGAGGUCCCUGGGAGCAGAUUGCACGAGAUCGGAGCCGAUUUGCCCGCCGCAUUGCCCAGGUGGAGGAGAAGCUGGGUCCUUACCUCACCCCUGCCUUCCGGUCCAGAGCCUGGGCACGCCUUGGAAACCCACCCCUCCCUCUGUCCUUCACCCCUGCUCCUCCACAGCCAGGGCCUGGCUGCUCCUCUGAGGCCACGCCCUUGAGCCAAGCUGUGACCACACCCUCUGCCCUUCCCAGUGAGGCCCCUCCUGCCACCCUGGACUUUGGUGGAAGGCGUGGCUAACCCCAAGUAGUUUCCUGUUAUUUAUUUAUUUUUAAUAAGAAAUAAAGCCUUUUGAUUUAAAGUGAUCAAA
Molecule: messenger RNA, 2132 nt
Organism: Peromyscus californicus insignis
Lineage: Eukaryota; Metazoa; Chordata; Mammalia; Rodentia; Cricetidae
Gene: Ppp1r15a
Product: protein phosphatase 1 regulatory subunit 15A
Exons: 3
Coding region: 305-2062 (585 amino acids)
Biological process (GO): response to endoplasmic reticulum stress
Cellular component (GO): endoplasmic reticulum; protein phosphatase type 1 complex
Molecular function (GO): protein phosphatase regulator activity
Source: RefSeq, a predicted model, not a curated record